Dermacentor andersoni is the source of this 6910-nucleotide messenger RNA. RefSeq names its product Transmembrane protein stas (gene stas). Lineage: Eukaryota; Metazoa; Arthropoda; Arachnida; Ixodida; Ixodidae. Gene Ontology annotation, biological process: autophagosome assembly. Gene Ontology annotation, cellular component: endoplasmic reticulum membrane. The record is from RefSeq and is a predicted model, not a curated record.
ACGCUAUUCUCGAGCCACAGACAUGGAAUAUUCUGAAUAUAUCUCGCGGACAGCGCCUGCAUGCAUGCACAACUAAAAAGUAGAGUGCAACAAAAGCUUGGCGAGCGAGACGCGGGCCCAUUCUUUUGUUGUCACUGUUUCCGGCAUCUGGCCAUGCGCGUCCGUCGAUCCUCGAACGGGGAAAUAUGUGGACGUCAAGAGCUGUCUGCUACCAUACGAGUCCCCCCGCUUCUGCUUCCUCUUUUUCGGUCUAGUGUUUCUUUUUUUUUUCUUUUGCAGACAUUACUUUGGUGAACUUCAAAAAAAAAAAACAGCUGUUAAAACAACACUGUAUAAGAGGACGCAGCCAGAGAUGAAUCCGAAGCAGCUGCAACCCAGAACACCUGUCACUGGAGAAACCAACAUAUGAAGACCGAGCUAAAAAAGAAAAAAGAAAGUUGGCGUAUGCUGUGUGUGAAGCUUGCGUUGGGCUUCGCUAGGCAAGGACGAAGAAAAGAAUCUCGUAAAUAUGAAAUGUUUGUCCGGCCUCUGCAGAGACCCUGUCAGUGCCUUUGAAACAUGGAAGGGGGAGCACAAGACGAUCAUUGUUGAUUCUUGGGAUGAUAUUUCUAUCUUCACUACUGUGCCUUUUUCUAGUAUACUGGAAUUUCCCGACACUUGAACCGUCUGAAAAGCAGCACAUGAAGCUGCCACGAGAUAUAGAGGAUGCCAAAGGCUUGGGACAAGUGCUCAACAGAUACACAGAUCGUUAUUUCUUCACUGUCACAUCUGGCUUCUUUUUCACCUACAUCUUCUUGCAGUCCUUUGCGAUCCCAGGCUCAAUCUUCCUGAGCAUCCUCUCUGGUUUCCUCUUUCCGUUCCCAUUGGCGCUGUUCCUGGUUUGCCUCUGCUCAGCGUUAGGAGCGUCCUUCUGCUACUUCUUCUCGUACCUGGUCGGGAGGCGCCUGGUGUUCAAGUACUUUCCUGCCAAGGCCUUGAAGUGGUCCGAGCAGGUGGCGCGGCAUCAGGACAAUCUGCUCAACUACAUGAUCUUCCUGCGCGUCACGCCGUUCCUGCCUAACUGGUUCAUCAACGUCACAGCACCUGUCAUAGAUGUGCCCAUAGCCCCUUUCUUUCUGGGUACAUUUGUAGGUGUGGCGCCGCCAUCAUUUGUAGCCAUCCAGGCCGGCACCACGUUGCAUAAGCUGAGCUCGUCCCGAGACGCAAUCUCCUGGUGGUCGGUGUCCAUGCUGGCCAUCUUUGCCUUGCUCUCCCUGCUGCCGGUGAUCUUCAAGGGCAAGCUCAAGCAGAAAGUGCUCUAGUGCUCCUCUUCUGGCCAGGAUGCACGUUCCUUGCGUGUCUCCGCUGUUGACUUGCUGACACCCGCCCAAUUUUUCUCACAUUUUUCCUCGUUUGUGUACCCCAUCCCUUGCUCCCACCGUACCGUCAACCCUUGUUUCCCUACUGUAAAACACUCUCUAAAGAUUUUUUUUCUUUGCAAAAGAAAUUUGCCGGGCCUCCAUCUUCUUGUCCGGAGACUUGCCUGGAAAGGUAGCUUUUCUCCGGUUUCUUGGUUUCGUCCUGCUGUUUCUCUCUUGCGAGGUACUACUUUCAUCACACUUGGCUCCCCGCCGCUGUCUGUUCAAAAAUUGUUGUGUAUGUCGUGGACUAAAUGAGACAAUUUAAAAGAUGACUGGAGGCAUUUUUAUUUUGACGUCGCCUUUAUUGUUUAUGUGCCUCAGCAGUUGUAUGACCUAAAUCUGUUUUUUUUUUCUUUUCUUUUUUGUGCGUGUGUGACUUGGAACUAGUAACACGAAACACUUGCAUGUAAGAAAACACAUUGUAAUUGCAACCAGUGCCUGCUACUGAAAUCGUAGUAACUGCACAUUUUGAUGUUUCGGCUUUGCACAUCUGACAGGUUGUGUUGUUGUCUAAACGAGCCCCUGUUGUUUUUUCUUCCUCUUGUUUGAGGUACUUUUGUGUUUCCAAGAGCCCAACACAAGCCUGGUUGGUUGACUUCAUGUUUGGUACAUCAUCUCACUGGCUAGCUUGUUUCUCUUGGUCCCUUGUCGAUGAUGGGAGCUGCAUAAGCUGCUGGUAUUGUGUGAUAGGUUGACGUCAUCUGUCCCCUCUUCUUUUUCUUUUUUCAGCAGGGCAGCCGCAUUCUCUUUUUAUUUUGUGUUUGGCAUAAAGUUCUCACGUUUAUCAACGUUACAGUAUUCCUUUGUCAUUUUCUGUCACGUUUCGUUCAUUUUUCUUUUGUUUGUCCAUGACCAGGGCAGCGCAUUUGCUUUUUCCCUUGUGAGCAGACCUUCUUGCUAGACCUUCUUCAAUAGCUCGCUUCUACAAUUCAGUUUCGAAGGUGGUGAAGUUAUUCGGAUUGUGUCCUGUAACUUCCAGUGACGUCAACGUACAUCUAGAAAGGCUCAGAUACGUGCUUGCUCGUUUUGAUCAACGUUGCGCUCGUAGCAUGUUGCAAACAAGUGAAAUGUACUACUUGGAAGUGCAAGCCCAUCUUGUCAGUGCAGUUUUGAGUUGUGACACAGUCUGUAUAUAAAUAUGAACCACACUGGGGCAUGCCACUUCAGUUCUACAGAGUUGUGCGAACAAGAUUGCCUGGUUUUUGUUCUUUUUCGGUGGUCCUGAAGGCUCCAUCUACGACUGAAAUCGUAACCUGCGACUCAUUGCGGUAAAGCAUGCGUUGUGGUGGCCCAUGUAAGCAGUUUUCUGUUGAGCUGCCAUUCCGCAAUUACAUGAGAAAGGGAAAAAUGAAAUGCUGCAGUGAAGGCAUCUCAAAACUUAGCUCCGUUAUUCACCAGGAUAACAGUACAUAACCCAUAAAAAGAGCAUGUACUCUUUCAAGCAAACCUGUACAGAGUGCAGCAGGAUAAAAUGAAUUGUGCAUGUAAAUAUUGUGAAAGGCAAAGCAUGUUGUAAAUGCAGGUGUUCAGGUUGAGGAAUAAUAGCAAGCUUACCCCUGUUGUGGCUAGUUGCGGUACUGAUGGCAUGCGAGACGUGCCAGUGGCUGGACAUACAUUUGGCGACAUAGGAGCGCAGUUGAUGGUAAUUAGUGCAUGCGGACUAGGUUAAUGUGGAAGCCAAGAUUAAGGGGCACCCAUAAUAAGGGGCAACAGUAAGUUGCAAUGUCAAAAGUCUGAAAGCACUACUCUGUAUUAUUGCAGGGUCAUCAAACCAAAGUUCAGCAAAAUGUAUCUACAUGGGCAGCCAAAAGAAAACGCAUGCGAUGAGUGAAUUCACUUCAAGAUUCAGCAGAGUAACUAGAAUUUCUUGCUGAGUGGACGAUAAAUAUGAUCGCUUUUGCGCAAACAAGGAAGGACGGGAGGGAGCAAGGGGAGUGUCAACUUUCGACUCUUUAUUCUCUAUUGGAUAACAUGCAAUAUACACAUGCAGGCGAAUGCACGACAUACAAAAACAGCUUCAAUAGCACAACACCCUAAUCACAGCCAGCUAUCAAAAAAAACCUUCUUUCUGCAUGCAAAAGUAAAACUGGUGUGUCGCCAAUACAAGACGAGGCUCGCUCUUUAAUAUGAAACGCCUCUAACAAUUCAUGUGCCGUGGUGUCCUUGCUUCUUCCAAGAAUCCGCCUCUUGUCCAGUCGUGGCUCACACGGAUGUGAAUUGCAGCGCUUAGGCAAAUGUGCUCCGUCUUUACCUUUCAGUGACAGCUCAUCAAUUCACAUCCAUGUGAAUUGAUGAGCUGAAUUGAUGAGCUUUGCAGCCCUGGCUGCAUUUGCGGCCAUAUUUCUGAAAGUUUUUAUUUUCUCUUUCUUUCGGCUUUCAAAGUUGUUGACAAAAGUGAGCUUAAUAUGACAGGUUGACUACCUCCAAUGGAAUAGGCUCACACAUUCAAGCCUUCGCAAGUAUUACAGUAAUGCUAACGCACCUACCACAAUACGCUAAAAGCUGCAUGUGACUUGCUUGACACCCAUUUCAAAUAAAGCUGGCCGCUGCAAUGAAAUGUGCACUACUUAGGUGUUGCCAUAUGCUCAGGCAUGUUUCAUGUGCUCAUUAUCUCGGUAGGACGAGUGUAAUGUAUGCCAUUAGGUGCAUGGCAGCCAGUAGUGGUAAAGGAGUGACUUGGGGUAGUUUCAAACGUCUUCAAAAAAAAGCCUUGAUCUGCACAGCUUCGAACAGGGUAGGGCACGCCUGGCCUUAGUGCUAGGUCGUUUGGGAUGGAUGCCUGAAUGCCCUGACACUUGCAGGUUGUGUAACCUUCGUUGUAUGUGAUGUGCACGUUGUGUUUCGUCUGCAUCCAUGGCUACUGUUUCUGUGGUUGCAUGAUCGUGAGAGACUAAACAAGCAUGUCUGUAGCUUAGCCCUCGGAGCUCGUAGAAAGCAAUUUCGUGUUGUUCCAUUGGCUGGCUGUCGGUGUGAGAUCGUGCCUGUGAUUGAUGUGGUCUGCGGAAAGUGUCUUCCCUAUAGGAAGUAAUAAGGGAAAAAUACAGUGCAAUCUUUUUUUCUUUCUAUUUCGCAAGAACAGCUACUAUAUUUUGUACUGCAGUAUGCCCUAUUGCAAUGUACUGAAGUUGUUGCAUUUUGGUGUGCCUGCUUUUCUUGUCUCCACCAAAAAGAAAGAGUUAAAAAGAAUUUAUUCUGUGUUGGGAGUUUCAGUUGCUUUCAGUUGAAAAGUUCCAAGAGUCUCUGCAAUGUUUCAUGAAAGGUUGUAUGUUGCGUACAGGCUUCAUUUUGGUACAGCAAUAACAACCUGACCUUGCUGAUGCUACGUUUGUAUGCUCUCACUGUGCUUGACAUUAUGUGCCAUGAAUGUGGCAAUUAAGAAACCCCCCGCAAGCAUUUUGUCAUCACUAGGACCAACAACAUGCGGGCCAUUUCUGUUUCACUGACAUCUUGGUGAACAUAUUUGCAGUGAAAUUGCCGACUCGGGUUUUGUUGUUAUAACUUCAGCUUUUAUUCUUGCAAUUUUUUGAGGCUUUACACAAGCAUGCCCAUCUUUAUAGGCACAGUUCAGCACUGUGUUGAGCUGGGUGAAGAAACAAACAGUGCCACUGAUGGCAGGAAAUUUGUCCAUGGCGCAUGAAACAGGCGAAAUUGCUCAUGACACACACUGGGCUCACUAUGCGAUCAGUCUCCCAUGCUGGGGUUUUACAAAAGCAUUAAUUUCUUAAGCGACACUUCGAGCUUUCAACAGUGAAAAUGCUGUUAGCCACACAACUGAUUGUGUGCUUGCAAGAUCAAGAUGCACAAAAGACGGUGGAAAAUAAAAGCACAGUGCCCUCUAUGAUGCAGAGAGAUAUCACAUUUGUGGUGCGCUAUCUUGGUGCCCCUUGGAGUCAGCAAGAUGUGAAGUCUGAUCAGUCUAAUCUCAAAGUAAGCAGCACAAAUGCAUAGGCCAGAAUUCAGAGACGCAACUGAGCUUUGGCAAUUUUUCUUUCUGCCUUCUGGCAGCAACAGCUUAACGUGCGAAAAUUAGUGUAAUAGAAAGCAAUGCAAAGAACUGACAAACAAAUUGAGCAUCAAAACGUCAAGUUGGUAGGUUAGCAUCAUCGAAAUCAAACAGCGCGAAAGGACCGAAGAACAAUAGACUUGGACAACGCAGGCGCUAGCUGUGAGUCAGCAGCUACGCUGUGCGAGUCUAUUGUCCUUUGUUCCCUUCGCACUGUUUGAUUUUGAUGAAGUAGAACAUAUAACACUUAGCAAGUACGUUUCCUGGCAUGGCCGUUUAUGUUUGCACUUUAAACGUUUUGUUUAGCAUACACCCCAAUUUUUUGUGUGGAUGGGCACCUUUAUAAUGCUUCAGGUUCAAACAGUUUUUAUCGAGAAUUUUGUCUCUCUGCAAAACAUGCCAGUCAUGGUACAUACUUCUCGAGUGUUGCCUGCUUCACGUGUUAUGUUCCACGUGAUAUGUUUGGAGUCCCUACCAUAGGUGACACUGUUUGCUAAAACGCUAGUGGUAUUGCACAACUGGACUGUGCCUGCAAAUUUUUUUUUUUCCUUUUUGAAAUGGAACUGAUGGACACACAAAGUGUAUUUUGCACAUCAUGCAAUAACAAGACAAUUGUUUUAGCACUGCCGUGAGAAAUCGGUUCUUUUAAACAAAACAUUCCUUGGGGUUAGCCACCAGCCUGUUUCGUGAAGUGUUUGUUGUCUGCAGUGUUCAGUAGUUUCAAGUGAUCAGUGUUGUCCAACUUCAAUCUUGCAUACUGGUAUUCUCUAGGAGCAGAAAACUUCAGUUGUGAAAAGGGCAGCAAAUUGUGAAGGAUGCUUCCGAUACCUUUUCGGCUUUCUUUAAACCUUCUUUCCCUCUUCUUUUCCUUUUUGUUGAAAGGUAGAGAACAGUAUUUCUUCAGCUCGUCUUUUGAAUAGACUUUUUAUUCUCGCAGCUGGAUUCUGAAAACUAGUCAUGACUAUAGCUUGUUUAUAUAUAACGAUGUUUUAGCAAGCAGUGUGUGGCGAGAAGCCCUUGUUAUUACAGUGAAAAGAAUAUAUGAGCUGUGCCGUUAGUAUGCUCCAAGUGAUAACAAAGGUAGUGUCUACUUUAUUUGCAGUGUUAAAGAAGCGUUCAUUGCAACUAACCUCUGCAGUUUUUUUCUUUUUCUUUGCUAUAGUGAAUCUGGCAGUCUUCACGAGUGCACCUAAGUAUUAGCAACCACAGCAUCAAGUUUUGGAGCCUGUCAGAAUCAAUUACUAGCUGCCAUUGUUAACCAACCAAAAUAAUCGGAAUGUUUUAAUACAUCUAAGCACUGCGUAUAGUUUUUUUCUUUUUUUGCCCCGUUUAUUACUAACGCGCCUUCUACAUUGGUACAUUUUAUUUUCUGUUGUGUGCUUUGCAAGGUACUGGCUGCAUGCAGACCAGAAGUUGUAUGUGCGCAGAUACCAAGUGAAAUAUUGUGGAUUGCAUAUUGGUGUAAUUUGAACUGCAAAAUAAAUUAUGAAAUCUCAGUUGUGUUCAA